CAACCUGUCCUCUACAAUUCCCCUUGAUGGUGCAGAAACCUCAGUAACAACAACGGCGACGACAACAACAACAACAACAACAACAACACCGCCCAUCGACAUGGAUGACAAAGUGAAGCAACAUUAUCUGGCUGACUCGCCUCCCUCGGUAGUCCGCUUAGAAAUUAAGACACAUUUCGAUAAUCUAAAGGAUGCGAAGCUGCGUAAAUAUGCGCAUUAUAUGAGCCGCGCCGCCUUUGAGGGAACUCGAAUCACACUUCGCCAGGUUUCUCCAGAGUCAGAACCCAUCUAUGACCUCAUCGUUGAACUUCAUCGGACCUGCAAUGGAGACUGGACCGAUCUUGCUCGGAGAACCAAUGUCAGCGAUGAGCAUCUUCGCUACUUCCUGGAAUAUGCCGCGCAGUUUCUCGGCAACUGUGGCAACUAUAAGGGCUUUGGCGACUCUAAGUUUAUACCCCGCUUGCCUGUUGAGGCCUUCCAAGCUUUAGCUUCUGCCUCCCCCCAGACAAAGGACGCCUUCAAUCGGGCCAACAGCACAGGAGGUGGCAUCUAUGAGACAGAUGUACAAUCGCGUAUGCACUUGGGUUACGCAGAGGGAAAUCAUAUGACUACGUAUUAUCCUGAUUCGCCGUCAAUCACCAAAGAAGAAAUCACAGCCGUCGGUGACUUUUUGGAGCAGAAAGGGUUGCCGUUGGAGAAUACGCGACUGAAGAAAACAGAGACUGGGGACUUCGAACUUCUAAUCGCUUCCGGUGUUUCGUCACCCCCGGCACGGGACCGAGAUUUGGGCGAUGUCGAUAGUUUCGAUCUCGAUGGCAAGUUGAAGGGCCACAAGCUUCGCCUCCUCUUUGGCGAUCAUCGAGAGGAGAUGGCCAAGGUCGCGCACAGUAUCAAGCAGGCUUCUCUGCAUGCUGCGAACGAUAAUCAGAAGCGGAUGUUGGAUGCCUACGCUCUCUCAUUUGGUUCUGGCUCCAUCGAGGCAUUCAAGGAAAGCCAGCGGAUCUGGGUAAAGGACCAGAAGCCAGUAUUGGAGACCAAUCUGGGUUUCGUCGAAACCUACAGGGACCCUCAUGGGGUGAGAGGAGAAUGGGAAGGGUUCGUUGCUCUGGUCAAUUUGGAGAGAACCCGCGCUUUCGGCAAGCUGGUUGACGGUGCUGAGACCAUGAUUCCUAAAUUACCGUGGGGUAAAGAGUUUGAGAAGGAUAAAUUUCUCAGCCCCGACUUCACGUCUCUUGAGGUGUUGAGCUUCCAAUGCUCUGGCCUCCCCGCUGGAAUCAACCUUCCCAAUUAUGAUGACAUUCGGCAAACCCUUGGAUUCAAGAACGUUUCCCUUGGGAAUGUUCUCAGUGCUAAAGCACCCAACGAGCCCAUCCCAUUCAUAGCCGAUAAAGACCUCAGAGUGUACAGCGAAAACCGUGAUGCUGCGUUUGAGGUUCAGGUUGGCAUUCAUGAGCUGCUUGGUCAUGGAACUGGAAAGCUACUGCAAGAGACGUCUCCUGGCCAAUAUAAUUUCGACAUUUCCAACCCUCCUGUAAGUCCCGUGACUAACAAGCCUGUCACAACGUGGUACAAACCUGGCCAAACCUGGGGUUCUGUGUUCGGGGCCGUCUCUUCGUCUUAUGAGGAGUGUCGUGCAGAAUGCGUUGCAAUGGUGCUUAGUUGCGACUUUGAAAUUCUGAAGCUCUUCGGGUUUGGUGACGGCCAGGUGGACCUUACGAACGAUGCUGGUGAUGUUCUCUUCGCGGGUUACUUGUCGAUGGCUCGCGCCGGUUUGGUUGCGCUCGAAUUUUGGGAUCCCAAGACCCAGAAGUGGGGACAGGCUCACAUGCAGGCCCGCUACAGUAUCUUACGAACCUUCCUCGACGCUGGUGACGAUUUCGUCAAGCUUUCCUACAGUAAACCGGAUCUUUCAGAUCUAGAAAUUCACCUGGAUCGGUCGAAGAUUCUGUCACAUGGUCGACCGGCUGUGGAGAAAUACCUGCAGAAGUUGCAUGUGUAUAAGAGCACUGCAGACUUCGACUCAGGAAAGAAGCUUUAUGAAGAGAUUACCUCUGUCGAUGCGUGGUGGGGUAAGGAAGUCCGCGAGGUGGUGUUGAAGAAUAAGGUUCCUCGCAAGAUCUUCGUCCAGGCGAACACCAUCCUCAACGGAGACGAGGUGACGCUCAAAGAGUACGAACCUACCCUCGAGGGUAUCAUCCAGAGUUACGUCGAGCGCGACGUUUAACCAUUCCGUCUGCAGACAGCCUCGGCAGCAUGUUUGUUUUACACUAGGUCUCGGCCAUCGGAUGAAUUAUAAUCAGCCUGUGUCCAGGGCAUGCAGAGCAUGUGCGGGUGCAAAAAUUGCCAAAUCAACUAAAUCAAACGAUAAAGAUGACUCACGCUGUUUGUAUUCAAGGCAAGCCGUCAAGGCAAGCAGCCCUUGCGGUUGAGCAAUUUGAAGUAGCGCUUGCGGUACAAGUAAGCACGAGCGAGGUAAUUCAUACGAGUAAGAAGAGGACGUGCGGGCAAGGUUUCAUACUAUGUAUAUCAAACCUAGUGGUU
This is a messenger RNA of Aspergillus aculeatus ATCC 16872, 2541 nucleotides long. RefSeq names its product dipeptidyl-peptidase III. Lineage: Eukaryota; Fungi; Ascomycota; Eurotiomycetes; Eurotiales; Aspergillaceae. Gene Ontology annotation, molecular function: dipeptidyl-peptidase activity; metalloexopeptidase activity. The record is from RefSeq and is a predicted model, not a curated record. The transcript is spliced from 3 exons. Bases 101 to 2224 code for a protein of 707 amino acids. Gene Ontology annotation, cellular component: cytoplasm. Gene Ontology annotation, biological process: proteolysis.